This is a messenger RNA of Megalopta genalis, 2727 nucleotides long. RefSeq names its product signal recognition particle 19 (gene Srp19). Gene Ontology annotation, cellular component: signal recognition particle, endoplasmic reticulum targeting. The record is from RefSeq and is a predicted model, not a curated record. Gene Ontology annotation, biological process: SRP-dependent cotranslational protein targeting to membrane, signal sequence recognition; SRP-dependent cotranslational protein targeting to membrane. Lineage: Eukaryota; Metazoa; Arthropoda; Insecta; Hymenoptera; Halictidae. Gene Ontology annotation, molecular function: 7S RNA binding.
GGACGAGCCCAGGAGAAUAUUUUUUUUCUAGUUUUAUAUCGUGUUAUUUCAGUGUUUCUUACCGAUAAUAUGUAUCCUUUUCUGAAUAUUAAUAAUAUUUGUUUUAUAUACCCGCUAAUAGUAUAUUUUUCAACUUGAAAUAUUAAAGUCGAUGACUAGAUUAUCGAUUACUUUGUUGCGAUUUACGAUAUCGAAGAUAUUCAACAUGGCGCUCGCAUGGAACCCGUCGAAGAAACACACUGACCGUGAGAGGUGGGUUUGUAUUUAUCCAGUUUAUAUAAACAGCAAAAGAACGCUGGCAAGUGGCCGGAAACUGGCGAAGGAUAAAUGCGUGGAGAACCCGACGCAUCAGGAGAUCCGAGACGUUCUAGUAGCAGCUGGAUGCAAUGUUGGCGUAGAAAACAAGUUACAUCCGAGAGAACGUAGCAAAGAAUUGUUGUACCGAGGUCGCAUUCGUGUUCAGUUGAGAAAUGACGAUGGAACUCCUGUGAAACCAGAAUUCCCAACUAGGGACUCUCUAUUGGUAUAUCUAGGCACUACUAUUCCAAAGCUAAAAACUCGUCAAGGUAAACAGUCGAUGGGUGAACAAUCCUCCCAGCCGUCGAGCUCUUCGUCUAAAAAGGGUAAGGGCAAAGGGAGGAGGUAAUGUUGGGGAACAGUGCAAUAAAGUUGAUAAACGCUUCUCACUUAUCUGCACUUUAAUGUUGAAAUGGGAAUUAUUCUCAUGUACAGAAAGAAAUUACGUUACAUUUUGUACAAAGUUCUUAAUAAACAGAUAUAAACCAAGUACCGUUCUCUUGCAUAGUUUAUUAGUCAAUCCAAUUGUCGAAUGUUUAACACAAUCCCAUCGGCUGUUUAGAACUAUUACAAAAAUGUAUCGCGUAAAGACAAGUUCUACUUUAUAGUUCGAACGGAUCAAAGAGUACAUCGUUCACCUUUAUAUAAGAAAAUAUACGACUGUAAGAUUUACCGAAAAUUUUGUACUCGUUCCUGGCAUUUUAAUUAACGAUCUUCAUUCUCGUCUACUACUCGUCGUCCUGCUCGGUCACAUCUGUGUCCUUAUCUUCGGUACGAACGGAAUCUACGUUUUCCUCUGUGUUUAAACCAUGCGGUACAAAUUUCACGAUGUAUCCGGUGGGUUGUAAAUGUGGGAAGUAGUCAGAAUGAACAAGAUGCGUCAGUGGAGUCUAAAAAUGAUGCACGAUGAAAUAUCUAUAAAUCUUUAAUAUUAUCCAAUGACUAAAUAAUAAAUACUUUGCCGUUGAAGUCUGCGGGGUAUGUAGGAUAUGCGCCAAGCACGGGUGCGUCUUCCCCGUUUGUGUUCAUUAAGUCACUCCCAGCAUCGUUAUUAUUUUCAUGUAUCUGAAAUAGAAGAAGGUGAAAAUUGUUCAUUGAGAAUUUGAGGCAAAAAUAUUUGUUGCAUCGAGAAGCAUAAGAAAGCAGAGAUUCGUAUCGCUAACUGGUAAUACUUACCGGAAUAGCACUUCCAAGAAGCGAUCCUUCUCCGGGUUGACUUAGAUUUGGUAGCAAAGCAUUAUUCAGUUGAGCGUGUGCCUGAAGCAAGCUAUGCAUUGGCGUAACAGCGGCUCUAACAAGUGCUUCGGGAAUGGCGUGCAACCUAUCAAUAUGGGGAUGGAAACGAGGAUGUAAAACUGAACGAAGUAAACUACCGCUAGCAGGAAUAUGAUGAUAGCCAUCGAAUAGUGGCGGUGGAAGCUGAUGGAGCAGAGAAUUAACUCUGCCGAGGAAAGGUCUAUGUAUAUGAGGACGACGGACUAAAUGAUGUACCGCAGGAAUGUAUGGAAGAGCAACGUGAUAAUCGGGUAUAUUUGCAUCGGCACUAUCCGUAUUGUCAUUGUUUUCGGACAGGUCGGUGUCAUCUUUGUUGACUGGAUUACCUAAUCCGACUACGUCGUUUCCCUCAUUCUUUGACUCGCAAUUGGCUGACCUAACAAAGUGAGAAUGACCUUUCAGCGGUCCUCCUGUAAGGAAAUAAUUUGCAACUUGAUGGGCGUCACCUAAGAGUUAAUCAAAUAAUGUAACAAGAUGCGACAAUUAAUAUACUGGUGUGUUAGUAUAUUAUGCUUCUAUCUCACCCACUCUUAGAUGUUUUUUGGAUUCGAGAACACUUCGCGUAAUACGAUCUUCAUUUGCCAAAUCGUCGGCAUUGCCAAUUUCAUUCAAUUUUAUUAAUUCUCUUUGAGAGCGAACUGUUUGGAAUUUAUACAUAUAAAAUAAUUAUCGAUCCACUAAGAUAUAUAUAUUGAACUAUUUUUUAAAAGAAACUUAUGCUAGAUUUAUUUACCUUUAUCAUCGCCAUUGGAGAGCACGGGAUCUAAUAGAAUAGAUGCUAGCUUGUCGCUAUUAUCAGAUUUUGUACAAGAAAUACGAGUGUACGGUUUGAUAAAAUAUAAUAUUAGAAUUGUGCACACGAAUCGAGGUCGUUUCAUACUUGCACCUAACAAUGGAUUUUUAAAGAAUUAACACCAACGAUAAUUCCCUCCACGGUGAUUACAUGAAACUGGUGUCGCGCAUAAUUUCGCCUGAAAUUAUAUGGACUCUGCAGAGGAAAUUCUGCUGACAAUUUAUAAAUAUGUAUUGUUCAUUUCCCAUAAUAUAAGUGUUUAUAACGGGAGUGUAAACACGUGUUGUAACCUGCUCUUUUCUUCGAUUGGGUCAUUGUUUAAUUUAAAUAAAGAAUAAAUUAUUAUUCGCUUUAGAAACGUA